AUGUCGCCCCACAACUCAAGUCUCCAUCACUACCCUCCCACCCCAACCGCUGCCGGCACCGCCGACACCAGUGCACGCGCCGACCCACCACGCAGUGAAGCUCCCUCCUCAUCCACACCGCCAUCUCCCACCACAACCACCAAGCCACCCACCGAACUCUCACAUCCGCCACCACCUCACCAAGCAACUACCACGACCACGACCACGGCUACCACCACCACUAACAAAACUCCCGCCACGGCUAACAACACUACCGCAGACGCUGCAGCCGAAAGCAAAGUCGAACCCUCACUCUCACCCCACGACAACGAAGACGAGGUCGUGGACGAGCGCAUGGGCAGCACGGCUAGCAAGAUGCGGGCAGGCGACACCGACACGGCGGGUCGGGCGAUGGCGAUGGCGGGGGAGGUUCGGAUGCGGAAGAACGAUGAUGGUGGUGAUGGUGAUGAUAACGACGACGAGCGUGGUGCGGAAGCGAGCGGCGUUCCUGGUGAUGCUGCUGGUGGUGCUGGUGGUGCUGGUGGUGCUGGUGGUGGUGCUGUUGGUGGAGCUGGGGUCGAGAGGGAGCCGUUGUUGGCGUCGAGGCCGCCAUUCUUGUUAGAGGAGCGGCGGGGAAGGGGAGGAGGCGGGGUGGGUGAGAGCGGGAUGGCGGUGGGGGAGGAGAAGGAGCUUGAGAGGAAGGGGUCGACGCCGACGGUGGAGGAAAAGAAGUUGAGGCUGAAGAGGAUGCAGGCGAUGAUUGCGAAGGCGGAUCAUGGCGGGGAAAAGAGGGAAGAAGAGGCGGUGGGUGCGGCGGAUGGCCGUGGGGGUGGUGGAGGAGGAGGGCCCGUUAUGGGGAAGAGGGCGACGGUUCCAGGGCAGGGGACGGCGGUCAUGGGGAAGAAAAUGACGCGGGUGGUGGGAAGUGGAGUUGCGGGCGCUGCGUCGUCGGCGGGAUCUGGUGCUCCGGCGCCACGGAUUGCGGGAAUCGAAGGCUCCAGGGUCGAAGUCCGGGGACCGGCUCCGGCUGAGCGGGUUCAAGUGAGGCAGAAUAACGCCGGGUUUGUGGAGUCGAGGAGUGGCCUUGGGUGGAGGAAACCUCUGCGGAAAACGCCUCUGGCAUCAGGCUCGACGGAUACGAUGAUCUACCAUUCAAAACGUCCAGAUUCAGAGUCGAGGGUUGGUGCUGAAGAGUCAAAUCAGCCUGCGAGGAUGGUAAAUGUUGGAAGUGCCGGAGACGUCCAAGUAUCUUCCCCUGGAAGGAACGUCGCACCUGGGAAGAGGCAUCGGGAAUUGUCUCCUCCAUGCUCGUCACCAUCACCCGCUCCGGUCGAGAAACGGCGAAAAGUGGACCGGGCGGAGGCAAGUGUUCAGCAAGCCAGACUCCCGGCGGGGAGAGGUUUCAUCUCGCGCAUCCAAAAGCUACUUGUGGAAGCAGAGUCAUACGAGAAAGAGCUUGAGAAUUCCAGCGUCCGGGUUAAAGAGCUGGAGAAAGCGAUCAGAGACCAGCAGACGAUAAUCGACACUUUUCGCGAGCGAGACGAAGAGGCAUCGGACUCUGAAGACAUAAACGUUGGAAGAGUAGCCGGACAGUUGGAGCGGAAGAAUGUCAAGCUGGAACAGCAGGGCGAGCAGCUCUCCUCGCUAUCCAAGGAAAAAGCAGACUUGAAGAAAACUAUUACCGAGCUCAAGAAGGAAGUGGCCAGGCUUACGAAUAAAGUCAGCCAGGGGGAAGAGCGUGAGGAGGGGCUGAAGCAGAAAAUUGAAGGCCACAAAGCCGAGUACAAGAAACUCUCGGUAGACAAGAAGGAAGUCAGCAAGGAGCUCACGGCCAAGAAACACGAAGCGGAUGCUUUGGAAAAGAAGCUUCAGGCAGCGGAAAAGAAAAUUAAGAAGUGGGGGGACAGAGCAUGCGAUAUUGAGGAAGAGAGAGAUAAGUGGAAAGAAUGGUAUUCCAAGGCCUUCAAGGCAGGGAAGACCGAGGUACUGGAAAAAAACAAAAAGAUCAACGAGUUGACCAAGGAAGUUCAAGCCACGGAGAAGCUCAAAGCUCAGCUGAGCUCUACCGAGGAAAGACUCCAGAAGGCGAAAGACAAGAGGUCCUCAUGCGAGCUAUGCACCAACGAAUUGUGGGCUGCAGCGCUGCAUUUGAUCCUACAGGCGUGCGAAAACCAGAAAGAUGGCCAAGAAGUAUCCUUGAGUGUCAUCCAGCGAACAAUCAAAGAUGUGGCCAAGAAGUUCCCCGAGAUCGAAACCCACCGCAGAGCGGGCAGAAUCUUCAUCACCAAAGUGCCAUAUUAUUUCGACCAGGAACAAGGGAGCAGACGGGAUGUUUCGUCGAAGGCUCCCAGGUCCGCUUCGGGCGAAAAGGCUCUCGCAGGCGGACGUUGCGCCAUGUGCAGUAAUGACGCCGUGUUGCAGGCUCUCUAUUGGGUCAUCGAGGCAUGCCAGCACCCGGAGAAACCAAGCUUCUGGCUGACGGAGCUCAGGAAGCACAUGUAUGCUUGGCAUUCUGCGUACCCCGACCUCAUGCAAAGGUGUCUCGAUGGCUGCAGUGCCGUGAGUCCUAUCGACAUCUCAUCGGACUCGUCCGACAACGAGGAUGAAGACGAGCAGCAAGUUCCGGAUGAAGAAGCCGGGCAUGGUCAAGAAAAGACCAUGGAAGAAAAGAUCCGAGAGAAAUUCUACGACCACUACGUUCUCCUUGUCAGGGUGCAGCAGACUGUGCGGGUGUUUGAAGAAGCAGGAAUGCCCCUGGCCGAGCUGGGUGGGGCGUAUAAGAACCUGAAAGCGGAGCUGGACAAGCGCAAGCGGGACGGCACGGGCACAUGCGACAUGCAGGACCGGCUGGACCUUGGUCAGAAGUACCUUGAGGAGCAAGUGAGGUACUGGGCCGAGAGGCCGGAGGAUCGAAGGGUGGAAAGCGGCGAGACGGUGGAUCAUACGCCGUUGUCCACGAAACUCCCGGAAAAGAUGCUGGCGCUAAAAGAAGAGCUAGAGGACAAGAAGAGGGAACUUGCAUCGGCUUUGGCUCGAGCCGCGGAUGCCCAAGCCGGCGUUUCCAUUUCCCAGUUUGAGAAAGAAUUGCAAAUGUAUGCAGGGCCGCUGCAAGAGCGGUACGGAGCUCCAGAAAUUCGACCCGGCGUUCCCAUCGAGCGUCUAGAUUGGUCGCCACCAAGAUACACGGGGGUGAAGCAGGCAAGCACACGUAUUCUGCUUACCCCAGGCAUGGCCAGUAAAGACGACUGGGGAGUGGGCGAGCGAUUUCGAGAGAGAUCGCUUGGAAGCGCGUCAAUGGAGGGAUUAAACAGCCCACAAAGAUGCCCGUCGCCGGCUGCUCUAUGGACUUCAACUGACGGGGAGAUCAAGGAUGUCGAAUGCGACCGCGACGGAACCAGGGCUCCGAUGGCCAGCAGCGGUACUACUGAGGAUUCGCUCUUCGAUCCGAGCCAGCAGACAGCGGAAUCUCUGCUAGGUUUGGUUGGCGGUUGCCGUUGA
This is a messenger RNA of Diplodia corticola, 3477 nucleotides long. RefSeq names its product coiled-coil domain-containing protein. The record is from RefSeq and is a predicted model, not a curated record. The coding region runs from base 1 to 3477 and encodes 1158 amino acids. Lineage: Eukaryota; Fungi; Ascomycota; Dothideomycetes; Botryosphaeriales; Botryosphaeriaceae. The transcript has a single exon.